Ornithodoros turicata is the source of this 2851-nucleotide messenger RNA. RefSeq lists its product as uncharacterized. NCBI's taxonomy places the organism in Eukaryota, Metazoa, Arthropoda, Arachnida, Ixodida, Argasidae. The record is from RefSeq and is a predicted model, not a curated record. Bases 78 to 2762 code for a protein of 894 amino acids. The transcript has 9 exons.
AACACUGCGCUUGGUCAGACUACAUUAGCCACAACAGGUGCCGGCAGUGACCAGAUGUGCGUUUGCCUGGCCCCACAAUGCCUCAGGGGUCGAGACUGCUGUUAUACAUUUGCUGCACGCUCAUCUUCUCAAAGGCUGUUGUUGGCUCACCGCAGGAGGCGUUCGACAAUGAUUAUGAGGAGGAAGAGCGUCUCUCGAGAGCUGGAGCGGCAGUCCCGCCUGUGCUCAGUGAGAGGGCAGAGAGCUUCACCGCUGCUGGAGGUACCACAGAGAUGACCGAUACUACCACAAGUCACAUAAAUAAAGCAGAAGCCGCAUCUGUGACACCAAGUGGAAGAGACGAGCCACGCUCAGAUAUCAAUCCCAUAUUAGCGGGAACAUCAACUGCAGGCGGAACGUCGCAGACAUCGUCAACUGGAACCACUACACCAAGUGCGACGAAAUCCGAUCUUGCAAGUGAUUCAACCGCAGCUUCAACAACAGGUGGUUCGUCUGGUGCCAGUACCCGUCCCCCUUCAAUCACGACGAGUGGCACAAUAAGUACAACUGCAAUGUCUCAGAACACCAGAACUACUGAAAACCCUAAGACAACAAGCACCGAAACUACUACACAAAGUGCAACGACAUCCGACCUGUCAAGUACUUCAACCGCUCCAGAGACGGGUGGUCCGUCUGACGCUAGUACUCGUCCCCCUUCAACCACGACGAGUGGCACAAUAAGUACAACUGCAAUGUCUCAGAACACCAGAACUACUGAAAACCCUAAGACAACAAGAACCGAAACUACUACACAAAGUGCAACGACAUCCCAUCUUUCAAGUACUUCAACCGCUGCAGAGACAGGUGGUCCGUCUGAUGCUAGUACUCGCGCCCCUUCAACCACAAUGAGUGGCACCACAAGUACCACUCCCCCAAACACUCCGAUGUCUCAGACGACCACCGCUCGAGUAAGUGACGUUACGCAAUCAACCAGCACAACUGAAAACCCUAAGACAACGAGCACCACAAUCGACGUGAAGCCAACAAGUACACCGUCUCCCACAACCACCGAUCAACCCUCUACAAGAAAGGGCAGUGAAGAGCCUACAACCUACCCCUCGACAUCUGAGAUGACUUCAUCUCGAACAACGCCACGGGAGACAACUUCCUCUGGAACGAUAACUACUACACAAGUGCAAACCACGACGGAAGAGGUUACGACACAGGAUGGCCAGACGACAGUUCCUUACCUUUCAACUACUGAAUCGUCCAGCGUAAUUCCCACGUCAACAACUCUCCGACAAACCACGUACUCGGGCGCGCCACAUAUAUCUACUGAGGACAGCUCCGACGACGGACACCAUGCCACAUCAACGCCAAGUGGUAACCCAACUACUACGAGGCACGACAAUGAGACAACGACACCGGCCAGUAACACAACGGACGACGAUGAAGGCGGUCGAGGUGACGACGAGGUUACUACGGUGCACCCUUUAGAUCCAACAGAACAUCCACCACGUCCUCCGCCGCCGGUAUACCCAGAGCCACCUCCGCCGCUACCGAAUUAUCCCCCUGGUGCCAUAUAUCCCGGUCCUGUGUAUCCUGUUGGGCCACACGUACCACCUAACCCCGCCGUAUACCCGCAGCCGCCGUACAUCAGUCCAGGCCCACCUCACUACCCACCACCACCACCACACCGUCCCCCAUAUUAUCGUCCGCCGUAUUACUACCCUGCACCACCAAAUCCACCUUACCACCCUCCGUCGCUGCCUCACUACUACCCUCCGCCGCAGAAUUACCCCCCGCAUCCCCAUCACGUCCCACCUCCGCACUACAAUCCAUCAGCCUCCCAUUACUACCCCCCAACUCCCAACGAAAUACCACCGCUUCCCCACUACAAUCCCUCACAACCCCAAUACUAUCCCCCACCUUCUAUACACAAACCGUCGCACCCUAGUUACAAUCCCUCACCGUCCCACUACGACCAUCCCCCUUCCGGUCUUCCUCAUCCGCCUCCUCCACAUUACUACCCCUCACCAGCGAAUCACUACCCGUCACCGUCCAACAAUAAACCAUCACCUCCCCAUUACAAUCCCUCACCAGCUCACCACGAUCAUCUGCCUCCUCAUUACAGCCCCUCGUCAUCUCCCUACUAUCACCCUCCUGCCAAUUCACCGCCUCACGUGUAUAAUCCAUCACCAUCUCACUACAACCAUCCGCCUUCUGACACUCAUCCACCGUCUCCUUACUACCACCACCCACCUCAUAAUUACAAUUCCCUUCCUUCCAAUCACAACAGCACGGGUCUCCACUAUAACCCGCAACUGCAACACCACGAUAACCCACCGCAUAGCAACAAACCAUCAGUACAGCACUACGAUUCCUUACCACCACCACCUUCAGCUUCCGUUCACAACCCAUCGUCUCCCCACUAUAUUUCCUCAGCUACCCACCACGACAUUUCGCCUAUUCACUACAACCCCCCGUCAACGCAUUACAAGCCUUCGGCCCCGCACCAGCACAGCCAGUACUCUGGUCCACCUCCUCCAAUCCCCCACGUUGAAUAUUCAACAGAAAACCCGCAUGCCCAACACCAAGCACCGUCGGGAGCUCCCCUUGGACAAAACGAGCACGGACAACAAGGAGAUGCCUACUCUUCCCCGUGUAAUCAUAUAAAGUGCCCCACUGGAACUCGUUGCUUUGUGAGGAUCGACUGCUACGAGCCCGGGCCUUGCAGACGCGUCCCAACAUGUUCACGAUCAGGAUCGCAAGGAUACAAGUAAAAUGAGGAACGUGUUUGCAGAAAAGAUGAUUUAUGUAAUCAACAGUGCGAGAUUCCAGAAUUUUUAAUAAAUACUUUAUAUGUGUAGCG